AUGGCUAUUCGUUUCCUCUGCAUCCGCUGCCUGAUGGCGGCGGUGUUGCUGCUGUUUCUCACCGUCUCGCAUGAGUUGGGCACUGUGCCUGCUGCUGCAGGAUCAGCAGCAGCAGCAGCAGCAGCAGCAGAAGACGACAUGUACGAGGUGGGUGUUGCCUUGGCAGAGCCGCCAGCAGCACCAGAAGCAGCAGCAUUGGGAUCCCGACCCGCAGCAGCAGCAGCAGCAGCAGCAGAAGCAGCAGCAGCAGCUGCUGCUGCUGCUCCAGCAAUGGAUGAACCGCUUUCAGUGGAGUUAGAGAGACAGGGAGGCGGCUCUGCUGCUGCUGAUGCAUUUCCUCAGAGUUUAAUAUUUAGCUUGUUUCCUGAGGCCUCUCCUAAAUCGGGUUGGCGGCGACGCGGUGUACGUACAGCUCUGUUGGGUGCUGUGGGGUUUUCGCUGGCUUUUAUAAUUUAUCUGAUGCAGCGGGGGAACGAUCAGCAGCAACAGCAUGAGCAGCAGCAAGGGGAGGAGGGGGCCGAAGCACCUCCUGCAGAGGGAGGCGAAGGUGCUGCUGCUGCUGCUGAUAAGAACAAAGUCAAAGGCCUAGGAAAGACAGGUGUUGGUGCUCUGAUAUCUCUUGUUUUGCUGCUAUCUGGCGUUGGGGAGAUAUUUGUUGAUAGUGUCUCUAGAUGGAAGCAGCAGCAGCAGCAGCAGAUGGAUUUGCUGCUGAACCCGGGAUUCUUCUCUCGGGGCAGGAGGCGUGCAGCAGCAGGGCUUGCUGCUGCUCUUGUUUCAGGUUUGCUGCUGCUGGUUGGUCUCUUGGUAGGUUUACCUGCUGUGCUGCAGCAAGUAUUAAAGGCUGCGUUUAUUAGCAGCAGCGUUUUGUCUAUUGUGGGGUUCUUGCUAAUGGCCAGAGAGAUAUACAAUGCGUGGAAACUAUCAAAGAAGCUGCUGCAGCUGCCUAUACAGCCGGGGCAGCAGCAGCAGCAAACAGCAGAAUUGGAUCCGGAUUUGCUGGUCCAGCUGCUGCAGCAUUUCGCUCCACCCGGAAGUGAGGCUGCUGCUGCUGUUGCUGCUGCAGAUAAAGAUAUGCUGCAGCAGGCGAUUCAGCUAGUCUCAGCAGCAGCAAGCCUCAGUGAACAGCAGCAGCAGCAAAUGGCUGAAGCAAUCGCAGAGCAGAUAUUUGAUGCAGAGCAGAGCAGCAGCAGCCCCCUCAUCACACCUCAGUCUAUAGAUAUGCUUGCGCAGAAGCUGGUACAGGACCAGCAGGAGCAGCAGCAGGAGCAGCAGCAGCAGCAGCAGCAGCAGCAGGGAGAGGAAGAUGAUGAAGACGAACAGAACGAACCCACACCAGAACAGCAAAUAGGAGCAGCUGUUGCUGCGACAACCGCAAACACAAUGAAGCAGCUAGCAAAAGACUUGCAGGACAACCCUGAGCUGCUGCUGCUGGCAUUGUCAGUGCAGGGGGCGAUGGAGGGACAGCUGCGGCAGCUCAAACGCGGGUCUUCAGACUCGCCGUUCUUACAAGAUAUUGUUUCUGCUGCUGAGCAUACACCUCCAGCGAGAGGGCAGCGCAAUGACUACCAAACCGUAGCAGCAACACAAGAAGAAGCGGCAGCAGCAGCUGCUGCUGCAGCAGAAAUGGCAGCAGUAGCAGCGGGAAAGCCGCUCUGA
Messenger RNA from Eimeria acervulina, 1656 nucleotides. RefSeq lists its product as hypothetical. Bases 1 to 1656 code for a protein of 551 amino acids. Lineage: Eukaryota; Apicomplexa; Conoidasida; Eucoccidiorida; Eimeriidae. The record is from RefSeq and is a predicted model, not a curated record. The transcript has a single exon.